UCUCUCCCUUCGUCCUCUUCUUCCAAUUCAUUAUCCCCGAACACAAGAGAACGAUCAAGAUCCUCUGGGAAAGAAACAUAGAGAGAGAGAGAGAGGAGCAGACAUUAAUGGCAGAUUCAAAGCUUGUAUUCUCUGCUUCGGCAUUGUUACUAACAAUGCUCUUCGUCGGCGUCAACUCGUCAAGCUCAAGGUCUAAUGAAACAUGGCAUGAAGAUGCAGUUGAGCAUCCACAUGAAGUUGCUGCCACCGUCGACAUGAGCAUCCGUAACAGCACCGAGCGGAGAAAGUUAGGGUAUUUCUCGUGCUCGACCGGGAACCCGAUCGACGAUUGCUGGAGAUGUGACCGGAAAUGGCAUCUCCGGAGAAAGCGUCUCGCCGAAUGCUCCAUUGGAUUCGGCCGCAACGCCAUCGGAGGCCGCGAUGGUCGUUACUACGUCGUGAGCGACCCGGGCGACGACGACCCGGUUAACCCGAGACCCGGAACCCUCCGUCACGCCGUGAUCCAAGACGAGCCUCUCUGGAUUGUCUUCAAGCGGGACAUGGUCAUAACCCUAAAGGAAGAGCUCAUCAUGAACAGCUUCAAGACCAUCGAUGGCCGUGGAGUCAAUGUUCACAUCGCGAACGGUGCUUGCAUCACGAUCCAGUUCGUGACGAACAUUAUCAUUCAUGGGAUUCAUAUACAUGAUUGUAGGCCUACCGGUAACGCCAUGGUUAGGAGCUCGCCGUCGCAUUACGGGUGGAGGACGAUGGCCGAUGGUGAUGGGAUUUCGAUUUUUGGGUCGAGUCAUAUUUGGGUUGAUCACAAUUCUCUGUCGAAUUGCGCCGAUGGGCUCAUCGAUGCUGUGAUUGCUUCCACUGCAAUCACCAUCUCCAACAAUUACUUCACUCACCAUAACGAGGUUAUGUUGUUGGGCCAUAGUGAUACCUACACUAGGGACAAGGUGAUGCAGGUCACUAUUGCUUACAACCAUUUUGAUGCCGAGGUGAAAGAUCGCUCGCGCAGGUGUCGGCAUGGAUAUUUCCACGUUGUAAACAACGACUAUACCCAUUGGGAAAUGUAUGCAAUUGGCGGAAGUGCUAGUCCCACCAUUAACAGCCAAGGCAACCGAUAUCUCGCACCGACAAACCCUUUUGCCAAGGAGGUGACAAAGAGAGAGUAUGCAGGGCAAUCGAAAUGGAAGCACUGGAACUGGAGAUCAGAGGGAGAUCUCUUCCUAAACGGAGCUUACUUCAGACAGUCUGGUGGAGGUGCUGCAUCAAGCUAUGCUCGAGCUUCAAGCUUAGCAGCCAAAUCUUCCUCCCUCAUCGGGACCAUCACUUCCAAUGCAGGUGCUCUUACCUGCAGGCUUGGUCGCCGGUGUUAACCCUUCUUCACAAUCUCCGACACAAACAGAGAAAGAAACAUGUGAAUCUCCUCCCAAACAGUGGAUAAAGUAGUAGUAAAAAACCUCAUUUUUCUUAUCUCCUAUUAUCCAAACAGAAAAAAGUUCAGCAAAGUCCACUCUUUUCUUGCCUCUCUGGUUACAAUGGAUGAUUUCAAUUUAGAAAAAGGUGUGUAGGUGGUGGAUCCACGUGGCGGUUUAAUGCUAAAGUGGGUCCAUAUGUGGAAACAGAGAAGAGACAAGAUGCAAAUGAAGCCAUAUGGGGUGUUAUUAUAGAAGAAAUAGUGUGUUGUUGGUUGUUAAAAGAACAGAAGGGUGUCUUUUCAUUGGCAUGUGAGUUUUGUGAUUUUUCUGACUCCAUUACAUAAUGGCUUCAGGAAACUGUUCUCUUU
This is a messenger RNA of Tarenaya hassleriana, 1774 nucleotides long. Its product is annotated as probable pectate lyase 8. Lineage: Eukaryota; Viridiplantae; Streptophyta; Magnoliopsida; Brassicales; Cleomaceae. The transcript has 6 exons. Bases 108 to 1364 code for a protein of 418 amino acids. Gene Ontology annotation, molecular function: pectate lyase activity. The record is from RefSeq and is a predicted model, not a curated record.